Messenger RNA from Mytilinidion resinicola, 2520 nucleotides. RefSeq lists its product as uncharacterized. The record is from RefSeq and is a predicted model, not a curated record. Lineage: Eukaryota; Fungi; Ascomycota; Dothideomycetes; Mytilinidiales; Mytilinidiaceae. The coding region runs from base 87 to 2423 and encodes 778 amino acids. The transcript has 2 exons.
CCAACCUAGAGUCCGAAGAAGGACCCCCUACUACAUCCAUACACACUUCCUCGCCAUUGCUGUAUCAAUACUACCCCUCUACCCUAAUGGCACACUCCCACAUUCACAGAUCGACACCAGUCGACUUUGGCGGCCAUCUUAUACACGAGCAUGAACCGACCCAUGACGCAAUGAACGACUCUCCAAAGCGAGACCAGCGCACGCCCGCCUCCGGCAGCGUAGCGCAGAAAACGAACGGCGGCCAUGAUGGCGCCCAGUCCUCCGAGGACCAAGAAAAUGACGGGGAAGAAGCCGACAGUAGCGCGGACCAGGAUGUUGACGAAGACGAGGAAGAUCCGGACGUAAUGGCCCCGUCCUACAGUAUGGGCAAAGGCAAGGGGAAGCGCCCAGCUAUUCGUGUCGAGCCUGUUGUUGAUGAAGAGGACGACGAGGAAGAGGUUCCUCUCUGGGGGACGGGGCCCCCAGGCGGUAAGAGUCUUUUCAUCCCUGUUCUGGCUCGAGAGAAGAAGCGCACUUUCAGCAAUGUGAGCAUCAACUCUGUUCUGUUCGACUCUGAAGAGACGAAUGGUUUCCCGAGGAGGAAGAUUCCGAAGCGCUUGAGCAACAGCAGCACCAGAGGAUUGUUGACAUAUAAAGAGCCGGUGAUUGAGGCAGAAUCGGACUCUGAUGUUGUUACUGCAUUUGAGAAUGCUAUUGACAGUGGUGAUGAAGAAGCCCAGGCGGGCGCUGAAGAGCCGGGAUUUGACGACGAAGAUUAUAGCGGUGUUCUUGAAGUCAGUGAUGAUUCAGACGUCGAGGAGGAAUUAGAGCGCCAGGACGAACAGUGGCUCAUUGCCGAGGCGGAACAAAUGCCCGGUGCAUAUAGUCUCGACAGACGUUUCAGUGUGGACAGCGACGCGUUUAAUUUGCUUGAGAGCAAUCUCCUUGCAGAAGACAUUCCGGACGUUGACUUCCACGAUUUCUUCAGUCGUCCUGACACGCCUGAUGCGCCAGCUGGCCGCAAGUACUCGUCCAGCUCUACCAAACGCGUUCGGUUCGAUGAUGAUGUUCAUUUCUCCGACAGCUCAAGCUCAGAUGAUUCAGACGCGGAGGAGUCCAUGUUCCCAGAUCUCUUCAUGCCUCAAGACAAGCUCGAUCCUGACUUUCGUAUGAUGAUUGAGAACGACGAGGAUGAAGCUGGAAGUCUCGCAUCGGACGGUAGUGAGGCCUCUUACUGGUCUCUUGGUGAUGGUCAAGGUUUUGCGGUUCGCAAUUCUGCCCCUCAUCAUGCUAAUAUGGACGACGAUUCCGAUACCGAAACGGGCUCAAGCGGUUAUGAUUCUGAUUCAGGUGACACUACUGAUGAAGAAGAUUUUGAGCCGAUGCCAGUUGUACAGGCCCCGCAGUCCGUUCUUCGCCGCCCAUCGUCCUCUGCCAGCGAUAAGCCUGCCAGCCCGCAGCCUUUUCAGAGAUCUUCGAGAACCCGCUUCUCUGCACGCCAAGUCUCCUCCCGCCAAAUCUCAUCCCGUAAUUUGGCCGCUCGUCGUCCGGCCGCUGGCCAGCAUGGACCACCACGUUGCGGCGUUUUUACCCACGAGGAUUGGAGCAAGGCGAUUGCUGUCACCAACCGUACCACCGAACUAACUACCUAUUAUCGACCUCGUCGCCAAUUGACCGGUCGACAUGCCAACUAUGAUCCAAGUAGCAUGUCAAGUUCCACUAACAACAGCCCGCGCACCUCCAUUCAGGCCUUCCCUGAUGACAGUGACUACAGUGAAUUCGUUCCUCACUCAAUGGUACCGUCGGACAUAAUGCUAAGUGGCGUCUUUGGAGCUGCCCCUAACAGCAUCAUCAACUUUGGUGGACAAGUCUUCGGGCCCCCAGAGGCCUUCUACCCCUUUGUGAACUUCGAUUCGAACGGAGAAUUGAUGAUAGAUGAUGAUGACGACUCCGACUAUUCCGACGACGACGUCGACAUCACUGAUCUUGUAGACUUUGGAGACGACCCCGACGAGACUGAUGCAGCAGAGGAAAUCGACGUCCCUGCUACUCCAGCAACCUCAAUGAUCGCUUACGCUGGAUCUACUCCUGCACAGCCUUCGUCUCCUAGCCACGCUACCACACCGGUGCAGCAUCGACGAAAUGCCUCCGAUGCGAUGCUGGAACAUUUCGACCGCGCAGGUGGCGUCGUUACGGCGUUCCGCAACAACCAGAACCGGUUUCGAGACUUUGCUCGUCUACCUUUUGAUCCGAAUCAGCGAGCUUCUGCGUCGAGACCGGUUCGCUCGGGACGGUCGGCAGAUACACUCAUCUCGCCUCUGAGGAAGAAGGGAUCUAUUUCGAAGAGAAUUGCUGGACCGCCCCUGUUCAGUGGCGUUACGAAGGCGAGAAGUGAGACGCCGCAUCGGGUUGCGAGAGGUCCGUCUGCUAGGACGUUCGCUUGAAAAACCAACCUACUUGACACUCAUCCAACCUUAAUACCAUCCCACACCACUACCCACGCCACCCGGCCAUUCUCGAAAUUCGUCCUCCCGCCGGAGU